AUGGGUCCUAAAAAGCGAAAAGUGGACACUGAAAAUAGGAGAUUUUUGACUGAAUUGACUGAACAAUAUUGUUUUACGCUGCCUGAUAGGCCUCAAGCGGUUCCAGUUUGCUUAAUAUGUAAUAAAACUGUCGUUGUUAUUAAAAGUGGCAAUUUAAAGCGACACUAUGUAACAACUCAUCAGCAAUUCCACAAAAACUUUCCUCUUGGCAGUGAGGCGCGUAAAGAAAAACUACAGGAAUAUCUCACUUUUUACGAAAAAAGUACGAAAUUGCUGGUUCGCUGCAUGAGUGAGCAAGAAGAAUCGGCAGAAGCAGCGUUACGUGUGUGCGGGACACUUAGUAAACACCAAAAACCAUUUUCAGAUUCUGAAAUAAUGAAAGAAUGUAUGUUGGAAGUAGCCUCGGCACUUUUUGAAGAAAAAAAGGAUGUCGUUGCAAUUCAAAGUAUUCCAAUGUCGGCAAGAAGUAAUACAAGAAGAACGGAAAUUUCAGCUACUGAUAUUAAAAGCACUCUGCUUGAACUUUUGGAAAAGGCACCAUGCUACCCCAUUGCUCUUGACAAAUCAUGUGACAUGGUUGAUGAUGAACAGAUAUCUAUUUUCGUGAGAUUUUUCGACAUGGAAAAUAAGAUAUUUAGGGAAGAAUUGCUCGCAAUAUUGCCUUUGAAAGGUAACAAUCGAGGAGAAGAUUUAUUCAAAGCUAUUGACGAAUUUAUUAAUAAUUCCAACAUUCGUUAUGAUAAAAUAGUGUCGCUUUCAACUGACAACGCCCAGCGAUGA
This is a messenger RNA of Schistocerca cancellata (South American locust), 780 nucleotides long. RefSeq names its product general transcription factor II-I repeat domain-containing protein 2-like. Lineage: Eukaryota; Metazoa; Arthropoda; Insecta; Orthoptera; Acrididae. The transcript has 2 exons. The record is from RefSeq and is a predicted model, not a curated record. The coding region runs from base 1 to 780 and encodes 259 amino acids.